UCUGAGUGUUCCCUUUCUGCAGCUAGCUGUGAGUCCCUCACCCAAGUCCUGAGCUCCACCUGGAGCCUGACAAGGCUGCUUCUAAUUAAUAACAAAAUUGAAGAUUUGGGACUGAAAUUGCUGUGCAAAGGAUUAAAACAGCCUGACUGUCAGUUAAAGGAUCUGGUACCGUGGACCUGCCACCUCACUGGAGAGUGUUGUCAGGAUCUGUGCAAUGCGCUCUACACCAAUGAGUACCUAAGAGACCUUGACCUCAGUGAUAAGGCCUUAGGGGAUGAGGGCAUGCAGGUGCGAUGUGAAGGGCUGAAAGUCCCCUCCUGCAAACUGCAGACCUUGUGGUUAGCACACUGUCAUCUCACAGACAUGUGCUGUGGAGCCCUUGCCUCUGUCAACAAAAUGAGAACGUAACCUUGCUAGAC
Lontra canadensis (Northern American river otter) is the source of this 419-nucleotide messenger RNA. RefSeq names its product ribonuclease inhibitor-like. The record is from RefSeq and is a predicted model, not a curated record. NCBI's taxonomy places the organism in Eukaryota, Metazoa, Chordata, Mammalia, Carnivora, Mustelidae. The annotation marks the transcript as partial. Gene Ontology annotation, biological process: cellular response to cytokine stimulus; negative regulation of canonical NF-kappaB signal transduction; negative regulation of inflammatory response. Gene Ontology annotation, molecular function: protein binding. Gene Ontology annotation, cellular component: cytoplasm. The transcript has 3 exons.